Orycteropus afer afer is the source of this 1920-nucleotide messenger RNA. RefSeq names its product GLE1 RNA export mediator (gene GLE1). Lineage: Eukaryota; Metazoa; Chordata; Mammalia; Tubulidentata; Orycteropodidae. Gene Ontology annotation, molecular function: phospholipid binding; inositol hexakisphosphate binding; translation initiation factor binding. Gene Ontology annotation, biological process: regulation of translational initiation; poly(A)+ mRNA export from nucleus; regulation of translational termination. Gene Ontology annotation, cellular component: nuclear pore; cytoplasm; nuclear pore cytoplasmic filaments. The record is from RefSeq and is a predicted model, not a curated record.
AUGCCCUUCGAAAGCCGCUGCUGGGAAACCUUGCAGGCGCUGCGCAGUUCCGACAAAGGCCGCCUCUGCUACCACCGUGACUGGUUGGUGCGAGGAGAGGAUAUUUUAGAAGAAUGUAUGUCUCUUCCUAAGCUAUCUGCUUAUUCCGGAUGGGUGGUAGAUCAUGUCUUACCCUAUUCACAAGAGAACUCAAGAGACGCCUCUGAGGCGUCAUCACUGUCUGGAUCUACUUCAGCCCUACACCAAUCCUCAUUUGUUCCCAAAUCUCCUACCAGAAACCCUGCAUUCACACCAGCCUCCCCCACAACACCAGAUGGAACCAAGGACAAACAUGAAUCCCAGCACACAGAGUCUAUGCUACUUCCAUCCUCCCGGGGGAUCAAGGUGGAAGGCUGCAUUCGAAUGUAUGAACUAGUGCACAGAAUGAAAGGAAUAGAGGGCCUGAGGCAAUGGCAGGAGGAACAGGAGAGAAAGGUGCGAGCCCUCUCUGAGAUGGCAUCUGAACAACUAAAGCGGUUUGAUGAACUGAAAGAAUUGAAGCAACAUAAAGAAUUCCAGGACUUACAGGAAGUCAUGGAGAAGAGUACCAGAGAAGUCCUGGGGCACCAGGAGAAGCUAAAAGCUGAGCAUCGACACAGAGCAAAGAUUCUGAACCUGAAGCUGAGGGAGGCAGAGCAGCAGCGCCUGAAGCAAGUGGAGCGGGAGCGGCUUCGGAAGGAGGAAGGCCAGAUUCGCCUGCGGAGCCUCUAUGCACUGCAGGAGGAGGUGCUGCAGCUCAACCAGCAGCUGGAUUCCUCUGACCAGCACAAAGACCUGCUGAAGAUAGACCUGUCUGUCUUCAGGACCCGGGGCAACCAGCUGUGCAGCCUCAUCUCAGGGAUCAUUCGUGCCACCUCAGAGAAUGACUUUCCUACAGCAGAGGACCAAGCUGCGGCUGAGCAAGCUCUACAGGAAAUGCGGGACCUCCUUACGAACUUGCAGCAGGAGAUCACCAGAGCCUGUGAAGACAAGCGGAGGCAGGAUGAAGAGGAGGCUCAGGUAAAACAGCGAGAGUCACAGGCCCAGCAGAGACCAGAGGCCCAAAAAGAGUCCCCAGCUCCCAGGCAUAGCCCAGGAGAGAAAAAGAAUGAAGACCUCCAGGUGAAGGUACAAGACAGUACCAUGCAGUGGUACCAGCAGCUGCAGGAUGCUUCCAGUCAGUGUGUGUUGGCUUUUGAGGGACUGACCAGCAGUAAGGACAGUCAGACCAAAAAGAUAAAGAUGGACCUCCAGAAGGCUGCCACCAUCCCAGUGAGCCAAAUCUCCACCAUUGCAGGCUCGAAGCUGAAGGAGAUCUUUGACAAAAUCCAUAGCCUGCUCUCUGGAAAGCCUGUUCAAUCUGCUGGACGCUCUGUGUCUGUCACACUCAACCCACAGGGACUGGACUUUGUCCAGUACAAACUGGCAGAGAAAUUUGUGAAACAAGGAGAAGAGGAGGUGGCCUCCCAUCAUGAAGCAGCAUUCCCCAUUGCAGUUGUGGCGUCUGGGAUCUGGGAACUCCACCCCAAAGUAGGGGACCUCAUUCUUGCUCAUCUACAUAAGAAGUGUCCUUACUCAGUUCCUUUCUAUCCACCUUUCAAAGAGGGAAUGCCUUUGAAAGACUAUCAGAGGAUGCUUGGCUACCAAGUAAAAGAUUCCAAAGUGGAGCAGCAGGAUAACUUUCUAAAACGCAUGUCUGGGAUGAUCCGUCUCUAUGCUGCCAUCAUCCAGCUCCGGUGGCCAUAUGGGAACCGACAAGAGGUAUUUGGAAUUGAAGCCAUCACAAGCUCGGGACAGAUGGGUUCCUUUAUACGCCUCAAACAGUUCUUAGAGAAAUGUUUGCAGCGCAAGGAGAUUCCUCUCCCCGAGGGCUUUCUGACUUCUUCCUUCUGGCGUGCCUGA